GCUGCCGGCAGUGCGGGAAUUUCGGACGGGGCGGCAGCAGCGGCGGCGGGGCCUGGGCACGGAGCUGCUGGAACCCGACGGCUGUGCCGGCGCCUCGUUUUAUAUCUUAAGAGGCGAGUUUUGUUUCGCCUCCCCUUCGGCCUGCCCGGCGUCCCCGGCCUUCCUGAUAAAAUGCCAUAUAAUAAGAAGACUGCUGGAAAAAAAGCCCCUGCAAAAAGGAAGCUCGCUGAAGUGUUUGCUCUGGGAGAGGUUCUAUCAGAUACAUCAAGAAAAGAAUGGAAAUUGGGUGUCCCUAUAGGUCAAGGAGGUUUUGGACGCCUAUACCUUGCUGAUGUUAAUUCUUCGAAGUCGGUGGGCAGCGAUGCGCCUUACGUUGCCAAAGUGGAACCCAGCCAGAAUGGACCUCUUUUUACUGAGCUAAAGUUCUACAUGCGAGCUGCUAAGCCAGAUGAAAUUCAGAAGUGGACUAAGUCCCAUAAACUGAAAUAUUUAGGCGUACCAAGAUAUUGGGGUUCUGGCUUGCAUGAAAAAAAUGGAAACAGAUACCGGUUUAUGAUAAUGGACCGAUUUGGCAGAGAUCUUCAGAAGACCUAUGAAGAGAAUGCCAAGCAAUUUUCCCAUAAAACUGUACUACAAUUAGGCCUGAGAAUACUUGAUAUUCUGGAAUACGUCCAUGAGCAUGAAUAUGUGCAUGGAGACAUCAAGGCUGCAAACCUUCUUCUGAGUUACAAGAACCCUAAUCAGGUGUACUUGGUGGAUUAUGGACUUGCCUACCGAUACUGUCCAGAAGGAGUUCACAAAGUGUAUAAAGAAGAUCCUAAGAGGUGUCACGAUGGAACAAUUGAAUAUACCAGUAUUGAUGCACACAAGGGUGUGGCACCAUCGAGACGUGGUGAUCUGGAGAUUUUGGGUUACUGUAUGAUUCAUUGGCUUAGUGGCCAUCUACCAUGGGAGGACAAUUUGAAGGAUCCAAAUCUUGUCAGAGACUCAAAGAUCAGAUGCAGAGAUAAUAUUUCAGUCUUGAUGGAUAAAUGCUUUCCUGGAAAAAAUAAACCAGAUGAAAUAGCCAAAUAUAUGGAAAAGGUGAAGCUCCUGAGCUAUGAAGAGAAACCUGUUUAUCAGCAGUUCCGAGAAAUACUUCUGCAAGGUCUGAAGGCCAUUGGGCAAAAAGAUGAUGGAGUACUUGACUUCGGCUUGUCAGAGAAUGGAGACUUGCAACCAGGUCCCACGCAAAAGAAAAAAAGAAAGGCAACAGCUGCAGCCAGUGAGAGCACUGAGGCAGAAAUGGAGGAUGCAGGCACUCCGGAAAAAAAGAAACGUACUUCUUCCAACGCAGCAACAGCCAGCAGAGCCCGGAAGGUGACCUCACCGAAAACCAAAAAAGGCACAGCAACCAGAAAGAGAGUCCAGAAGUAAAUAAAAGAUGCUGCAACAAAUUCAGUUGCUCUUUAGCUCAUCUCUGGUUUGGUUUUGUUUUUUUUCAGUUAUUGUAGCACUGGAAUAUUUUCCUUCCUUUUUAAAUGACGAAUCUUGUAAAAACAUGGGCUGCUGUUUGUACCUGUUUUUGAAGAAUAAAUGUUUUAUUAAAACAUUUGCAUAAUUUAUAUGAAAUACUCAUGCAAAGUUUUGCCAGCUUUGAAGUCAGAAUGCAUUUGUAUUCUUUAUAUACACAAAUUCACCAGUUCAUAUCUUAAAGAGAGACUAAAAGUACUUUUUUUGCUUCUUUAGGAAGUAGAAAUAAAGCCUUAUUUAGUUUUGUUAUGGGUACUUUAUAAGGAAAAACAGUGAUGCAUCUAAUGUCUUUUAAUAUUGGGUAACGUCUUAGUGUCAGUCACAUGUACAGGGAGAUGAAGUUUCUCAGAUAACUGAAUUAAUGAACAGAACAUAUGGCAAACAUCAUAUCCAUUCUAGUUUGUUAUAAAAUGUGCUCAAACCAUUCUUUGGAGGGCAGAUACUGAAUUUCAGAUGGUUUUUUUUGUUUGUAUCACUUUUCCAAUUAUUCAGAGUUUGUCUAGAAAGGAGGAGUCUGGAAUUUCAGACACAGGGCCACGGGCAAAGAGAAGAACCAACCAAAACCAGUACCUGUUCUCAACUACCAGCUCAGGUUUUCUUUUUCUCUUGGUGAAAGUGCCAGAAUAACUUUCCAGAUUAUGUGGUUUCAGUGGAAGCUUGACUCACGUGUGCUUCUCUCAACAAAAUAAUGGUUUACCUUUUUUAGCAGUUGGGACGCAUGUAACCUUUCCCAGCAGUUCUUCCUUCCUCACCUCUAAGUGUUCAGAGUUGUAAGCAAAAAAAAUGCAAUGUUUAAUUUCAGUGUGAAAUACCAUUAUUUUUUUUAUUUAGAUACUGCAAAAAUACAGAUAAUUUGGGCGUGGACAUCACUCUUACCAGGGAGACUGCUUUAUGAACUUUGGGACACCAAAAGGAAUCCCUGUGAGCUAAUGGAUGGUGUGUUGUGUGGAUGUCCUGCGCUCUGCUUGCUUGCUUGUGUAAUGUCUGAGUAGGUACUCACUGAAAUACAUAUGUUGUAGCAUAAAAUGCCGAGUGAAUGCUGAGGUUAUGUUUUGAAAACAAGGGAAUCUGUUGUUUUGAAAUAAAACUGGAAUAACAUCUUUAGAA
Molecule: messenger RNA, 2619 nt
Organism: Colius striatus (speckled mousebird)
Lineage: Eukaryota; Metazoa; Chordata; Aves; Coliiformes; Coliidae
Gene: VRK1
Product: VRK serine/threonine kinase 1
Exons: 13
Coding region: 172-1416 (414 amino acids)
Biological process (GO): signal transduction; peptidyl-serine phosphorylation
Cellular component (GO): cytoplasm; nucleus
Molecular function (GO): protein serine/threonine kinase activity; ATP binding
Source: RefSeq, a predicted model, not a curated record